AUGGUGAGGCCAUAUAAGGUGACGGGACAGAAGCGAAAGAAGAAAGAGAAGUAUGAUAGAGAAGAAGAAUAUGAACAGUUAGAUGACAAUGAUAUACCACAGUCACCAAAGAAAGCUAAAACAGAGGGCUUAGAGGGCUCGGAGUUAGACAAGGAGAAAGCAGAGCAAGUUAUUGAUGAAAUGCCCCGAAUCCCGAUUGUCCCGACAGACAUGUUCAAAAAGUCCAGGGAUAUUUUUAUUCUGGAGCGGGCUUCUCUUGAAAUUAGUAAAGUUGGAAAGAGUUAUCAGCUUUUGAGUUCGGAUGAACAUGCGAAUUAUUUAAUGAAGAAUAAGCGAAAACCAGCAGAACAUUGCUUUUCAGGUCUGUUUGAGGCCAUCCAGACAAUUUUAGAUAGCCGCGUGAACAAAAGUGGAAGAUUGAAAGCUUCGUAUGUGAGGACACAGCAAGGUAUUCUCUUUCAAAUCAAACCUCAUGCACGUAUGCCGAGGACAUAUAAGCGCUUCUCUGGUCUCAUGGUGCAACUGCUACAAAAGCUGCAUAUCACUGCAGCUGGAAAGGGUGAGAAACUUUUACGUGUCAUCAAGAAUCCCGUAACCCAGUAUUUGCCCAUCAACUCUCGUAAAAUAGGCUUCUCUCACAGUUCGGAGAAGUUAGUGGAUAUGUAUGACUAUGUUAGUACCGUUGACAAUGGCAUGGACCUUGUUUUCGUGGUUGGAGCAAUGGCCCAUGGGAAAAUUGAUAAAGACUAUGUAGAAGAUUAUCUAUUAAUUUCUGAAUUUCCAAUGAGCGCCGCAUACUGCAUAUCAAUAAUAACAACAGCAGUCGAGCUCCAGUGGAAGAUUUUGUGAACUUGUACUCUUUCAGCCUUCUG
Messenger RNA from Olea europaea var. sylvestris, 872 nucleotides. Its product is annotated as ribosomal RNA small subunit methyltransferase NEP1-like. Bases 1 to 849 code for a protein of 282 amino acids. The transcript has 7 exons. Gene Ontology annotation, cellular component: nucleolus; small-subunit processome. Gene Ontology annotation, molecular function: rRNA binding; rRNA (pseudouridine) methyltransferase activity. The record is from RefSeq and is a predicted model, not a curated record. Lineage: Eukaryota; Viridiplantae; Streptophyta; Magnoliopsida; Lamiales; Oleaceae. Gene Ontology annotation, biological process: rRNA base methylation.